Messenger RNA from Cylicocyclus nassatus, 261 nucleotides. The record is from the annotation of a GenBank genome assembly. NCBI's taxonomy places the organism in Eukaryota, Metazoa, Nematoda, Chromadorea, Rhabditida, Strongylidae.
AUGAAGGGCGAUAAACGUAAUCUUGCCGAUCUUCUCAAGAACGGUGGAGACUCGGGCGUCCCAGAUUACAUUGGAGCUUUUCCGCUUACUGUUGAAAAGCACGUUUGCGCUCUCGAAAAAGUGCGGCUCGAUGGCAUUGAACGACGGAAGAUAGUUGGUGGAGAGAACAAGCCGAAAGAUGACGAGGCUCAGCUUCCUAUAAUCCACGAACUAAAGGAGAAUGAAGUUUGGUCAGUUUGACUCAGUUCAUCAAUUGUAAAG